AUGUCGGCGGUUUUUUCUGCUCCUCUCAAUGGCUCGAAAACUCGCUUCUCCCGACCACACGGUCAAGCGCCCAAAUCCCAAACCAACAAUUCCUCAAAUCAACUCAACUCCUAUCCCACACCAGCAUCUGGCGGCAAAUGGAAGCGAUCCAUCGAUGAAGUUGGUAUGGAUACUAAACCAAAUUUCGGAGCUUCAACAGAUGGUUCUGAACCACUCGCAAAGGAAUCACGAGUUGGCUCUCCAAAAAAUGUCCAAGUAUGCAAUGCUAGCGAAGGUCGCAAGAGAUAUCUUGGAGAAAAAGCCGCAACAAUAGAGAUGCCAACUACCGAAGCUGCUGAAUUGUCCCCAAAGUUUCUCUUCGAUGAUCGUAUCCUUGUUUUGCAAAUGUGUCUUCCAUGUCGUAUCAAGAGUCGAUUUUUUUCUUGUCGAUGA
This is a messenger RNA of Caenorhabditis remanei, 432 nucleotides long. RefSeq lists its product as uncharacterized. Lineage: Eukaryota; Metazoa; Nematoda; Chromadorea; Rhabditida; Rhabditidae. The record is from RefSeq and is a predicted model, not a curated record. The coding region runs from base 1 to 432 and encodes 143 amino acids. The transcript is spliced from 2 exons.